AUGUCUAAUCUAAUGCCAUCUAUAGAAAGCUGUAUCGACAAGUUGGCGAUUAAUGAAAACACACAAGCUGAUGAGAGAAAUGCGAAGAAGAGUAAAGAAUAUAUAGAAUGGGAAGAAUACUUCAUGUUGACAGCAAAAGUAACUUCAUUGAGAAGUAAAGAUCCAAACUGCCAGGUUGGAUGUGUGAUUGUAGAUGAAAAUAAGCAUAUUGUCGGAACUGGAUAUAAUGGUUUCCCUGUUGGCUGCAGCGACGAUGACUUUCCUUGGGGAAAAGGGAAUGAAAAUAUCUUAGACGAUAAAUACGCAUACGUUGUUCAUGCUGAAGCGAAUGCAAUAUUAAACAAAAUAAAAGGAGAUUUGAAGGGGACGACAAUCUACACAACUUUGUUUCCAUGUAAUGAAUGCGCAAAGCUAAUCAUCCAGUCUGGGAUUAAACACGUUGUGUAUUUGGAGGAUAGAAACAAAUCUAUAUUUCUAGCUUCCAAACGAAUGUUUGAUGCGGUUAAUUUAGAAUAUCGACAAUAUGUUUUCAUGAAAGAGAAACUGAGUGUGACGUUAUCGAAAUCUGAUUUCCAAUAA
Auanema sp. JU1783 is the source of this 579-nucleotide messenger RNA. NCBI's taxonomy places the organism in Eukaryota, Metazoa, Nematoda, Chromadorea, Rhabditida, Rhabditidae. The record is from the annotation of a GenBank genome assembly.